CUGAGUUUCCAUUCUGUGCUCCUUGGUUCUUAUGGAGUGUGUGCAGUUGUAAUCUGUGUUUGUGAAUAUGCUGAUCAUGGUGAUGUGACAGUAGUUGUCGCUCUGUGUUUGUAUUGUAAUAAUAUUUGUACCACUAGUGAGGAUAUCCAGUUUUCAAAAUGACAUCAAUGAUGAGUAUUCCUCGACAAAUUCCAUUGCUUGUCGUCGACGAAGAGGUACUUCUGCCGGGAUCGUCGAUGAAAAUCCCCGUUACAAAUUCACGAAACAUGGCAAUGAUUAAGAGUCGUCUUCUAAAUCAACGCUCACUGACAAGCACCAUAAUAGGAGUUGUACCUAAAGAACCCGAACAACAUUUGGACAUUUCUGGCAAUGCUCCAUUGCAUACAGUUGGUACUGCUGCAGUUGUUGUUCAAGUCACUGGUAUCAGUUGGCCCCAGCCAGCAUUUACACUCCUUGUGACAGGAUUGUGUCGUUUUCGACUGGAGAAACUUGUAAUGGAAGUACCAUAUUUAGUUGGAGUAGUCACACAACUUGACAAACUGGCAGUUGAUGAUGAAGAUGAUGAAAAUCAGGAACUGAUGGAUCUUAUUCAGAGCUUCAGACUAGAAGCCUCAAAACUACUUGGAAUGUUGGAUGUUUCUAAUUCUACUGUGGCUAGAUUGAAGAAGAUGCUUGGCACUCUGCCAGCUCAUCACCUCGCUGAUCUCUGUGCAUCUCUUGUCAGUGCGUCUUUCAUAGAGAAACUGCAAAUUUUGGAUGCAGUGGACUUGUCAGAACGUCUGAAGAAAGCUUUGCCUCUCCUUGUGCGUCAGAUUGAAGGCUUGGAGAUGUUGCACAAAUCUCCAAACAGUCAUACAGAAAAACACUACACUGUACCACCUAAAACUAAAGUUAUGAUCAUAAGACCUCAGCGAGGCAUGUUUUCUAGAAAUGAUGGCGUCAUACCAACAGACGAUGAAGGGGAUGAACUCCAAGAACUUCAGAACAAACUGAGGGCUGCCAAGCUACCUCCACAUGCUUAUAAAGUGGCAAUGAAGGAGUUGCAGCGCUUAAAGAAAUUGGCAUCAAUUAGCCCAGAGAGUGGUAUCAUACGCACCUAUGUAGAACUGAUGGCCGAACUUCCGUGGUCAAAAUCGUCUCCUGAAACAAUUGAUAUCAAUAAGGCACGACAGGACUUGGAUGAGGAUCAUUAUGCGAUGGAUAAGUUGAAGCAGCGAGUGCUGGAGUAUCUGGCUGUCAGGCAGUUAAAAAAUAGCCUUCGAGGACCAAUUCUCUGCUUUGUUGGGCCUCCUGGUGUUGGCAAAACCAGUGUUGGGCGUUCCAUUGCCCAAACUCUUGGACGUGAAUUUCAUCGCAUAUCCCUUGGAGGCAGUUGCAACCAAUCAGAUAUCAGGGGUCAUCGCCGAACGUACAUUGGCGCAAUGCCUGGCCGAAUCAUCCACGGCUUAAAGACGGUAGGCGUUAACAACCCAGUCAUGCUACUUGAUGAGAUUGACAAACUAGGCACAGGUAUUCAUGGGGACCCGGCAGCAGCUCUGCUGGAAGUUUUGGACCCAGAGCAGAACUGCAACUUCGUGGACCACUACCUGAAUGUGCCAUUUGAUCUGUCUCAAGUGAUGUUUAUUGCCACAGCCAACAACACCAAAACCAUUCCUCCUGCUCUACUUGACCGUAUGGAACUGAUCUUUGUCCAAGGGUACACACAGGAAGAAAAGUUACAUAUUGCUUCACGUCACCUUCUGCCCAAGCAACUGGAGGAGCAUGGCCUCACAUCUCACAUGCUGCAACUUCCAUUGGAGAGCAUCAAGACUCUCAUAUCAUACUACACUCGUGAAGCUGGGGUUCGAACUCUGGAGCGCAAAUUGGGAGCAUUGUGCCGUGCAGUAGCUGUUCGUGUUGCUGAAAUGAAUAUGGAUACCACAGGGGAUCUCACUAGCAAGGACAGUGGGAGAACAAAACUGCCUAUAUUCUUGGAUGAAGCUGCACUUCAGGAUAUAUUAGGGCCUGCAGUGUACUCCAGCAAUGAGCUGUGGUCUCGACUGGGGCAACCUGGCGUGGCAGUGGGCUUGGCAUGGACAACUGUCGGCGGUGAGGUGUUGCUUGUAGAAGCAAGCAAGAUGGAGGGAGAUGGUGAACUAGUGCUCACUGGUCAUCUUGGUGACGUUAUGAAAGAGUCUGCUAAGUUAGCCCUAAACUGGGUUCGCACAUCUGCACGUGAGUAUGGCCUGCAGAUAGAUGGCGAGCUCCUAUCUCGCACAGAUCUCCAUAUUCAUUUUCCUGCUGGUGCAGUUGGUAAGGAUGGGCCAUCUGCAGGUGUGACCAUAGCAGCAGCUUUGAUCUCUCUGUUCUCUGAGCGACCCAUUGAUACUGAUGUUGCCAUGACAGGCGAGAUUACAUUGAGAGGUGUAGUACUUCCAGUCGGUGGAGUGAAGGAGAAAGUUCUAGCAGCCCAUCGUGCUGGGCUGAAACGAAUUAUUCUACCUAAAAAGAAUGAAAAGGAUUUGCAUGAAGUUCCUGAUAAUGUGAAGAAGGAUCUUGCAUUUGUGUUGGUGAAUCAUGUUGAUGAAGUUCUGCAGGCUGCAUUCGCUGGUGGCUUCCCGACAGUUACUAGCCCACAAGAUGUAGGAUCUGUCAUGAGCAAACUUUAGGUGGGGCUAUGAUUUUAUUUUUAAUAAGGAGAGGUAACCUCCGGAGAAAUACGUGAUAUUGAUGCCUUGAACCUUGUUCCUUAGUUUUAAUGUAAUUAGUUCCUUUUAGCAUAAGAACAGAAUUGAUGAAUUUAUGAGCUCCAUUGAUAUUACACGUCUCUACAUAUGUUUCAUCUCAUUUAAUUUGGCCAUUGUGCCGACAGAAUUUCAGUGUGUCAAAUGCUGUAUUUUUUAUUUGUUAUGUGCUUCUGUUUAUUUUCUUCAUAGAGUAUGAAUCUUAUCAGUCAUAGUGUUAUAGAUAAUAUUCCAUUACUUUAUAAGGAACAAAGCAUUUUUGAAAUGCUUGAAGGAAUGAGUAGAAAAUGGAUCUUUUUUUGGGGGGUGGGUAUAUACUUGGAUAAAAUGAAAUGUAAUAAGGAUGAACAAAUUAAAUUAAUGGGGAGAACAAGAGGCUGAACUCAUUCAGACUAAGAAAGUAAAUGCAUAGUCUACUUGGAAUUCACAGACAAUUACAGAGCUAAACAAAGAACUGUGUUCUUUGAAUACUGUGCUCAAGAAUCUCGAUCCAAAUUCUCUCUUACCGAUCAAAUGGGUGAAAGUCUUUGGGGAGACCAUCAAAUGCUGGCAUGAGACUAGAUGUGGAAAGCUAUUGAUGACGAUGAUAACAAUUAAUUGUUAUUAAUGCAGAGAACAACAAUUUGUAUCACUGAUAACCCAUAUUGAUAUUGUCUAAUUAAGAUGUAUAUCCAAGUUUCUUGUUACCUACAGUAAAUAAGUCAAAUCGGUAAAUGUGAAAAACAUGUUUAGAUUGGAAUUGUUUUGUUUUGCUCUUUGCAAAUUCGGAAGAACUGAAGUCAUUGGCAUGCUACGCCAUAUAUCGUGCAUAUGUGCAUAUCCGUUUGUAUUUUAUUGCCAUGUAAGUCAUUUUAUUUUCUGCAGUUUGACUGCUGCUAUGAAACUUUUGGAAAGUAGUCCCAUCAUGAAAAUGAAUAGUCUCUUACAUGUAUUAAGUAAGUUGACCCACAAAGAUGGAAGCAGCAUAAGGAUAUGGAAGAGCAUAAUGUAUAGUGUUAUAAAUAUUUAUGUAAAAUAUCAUACAUAAGUUAGUGUAUAUAUUUGUUAUAAAACUAUUCGAUUUGCAGAUGGAGUUAGGGUUUCAGGUGAAGUACUUACAUUACUAUUUUUAUAUUACUGGUUACAAUUUUGCUUUUUUAAGGAUUUUCUAGCUUAUGUUACAUAUAUUAAAAGCCGGUCACAGUGGCCGCGAGGUCUGAGGCAUGGGCCUUGUGCUGCUUGGACACUGGGAUUGUGGGUUCGAAUCCCUCUCAAGGCAUGGAUGUUUGUCAGCGUCUUUCUGUAUUGUGCUGUCCUGUGUACAGGUAGAGGCCUUGCGAUGGGCUGAUCACUUGUCCAAGGAGUCCUACCAAAUGUCUAAAUUAGAUCAAGCAACCUCCAAAAAGAGAGGAAAAAGCAGACCCUGCCAAUGCAGGACAAAUGCUAAAGAAAAAGAAGAUUAUUACAUAUAUUAAAAUGUGUAUAACUUCAUUAGACAUAAUAAUAUGACAUUUUGUUAUGGUGUUGUGUAAUUUAUCAUACCUGUAUACCAUUUGCUGUAUCAGAACAAAGUACAGGUUUCUAUGGCA
Zootermopsis nevadensis is the source of this 4291-nucleotide messenger RNA. RefSeq names its product lon protease homolog 2, peroxisomal. Gene Ontology annotation, molecular function: serine-type endopeptidase activity; ATP hydrolysis activity; ATP-dependent peptidase activity. Lineage: Eukaryota; Metazoa; Arthropoda; Insecta; Blattodea; Termopsidae. Gene Ontology annotation, biological process: proteolysis; protein catabolic process. The record is from RefSeq and is a predicted model, not a curated record.